AUGUCGUCGAAGGACAAGAAACAGUCGAGGCCGUCGAGCAGUCGAGCCGGUAAAAUCCGAACUCUUUCCGAUCUCAAUCGAAGGUCUGGACCUGACUCCGACAGUGAUUCCGACGGACCUCAAGAGUACUACACCGGCGGCGAGAAAAGUGGUAUGCUCGUUCAAGAUCCUAAGAAGAAAGAUGAUGUUGAUGAGAUAUUCAAUCAAGCAAGACAACUAGGAGCUGUGGAAGGACCUGUUGAGACUCCUUCAAGCUCGAGGACCUUCACUGGAACUGGGAGAUUGCUUUCAGGAGAAAACGUUCCCACUGGUCUUCAACAGCCUGAGCCUGUGGCUCACAACAUCGUCUUCUGGUCCAAUGGAUUCACCAUCGACGAUGGUCCUUUGAGGAAGCUUGAUGAUCCAGAGAACGCAUCGUUUCUCGAGAGCAUUCGAAAGUCUGAGUGCCCGAGAGAGCUUGAGCCUGCAGAUAAAAGAGCUCCUGUUCAUGUUAAUCUGAUGCGAAGGGAAGAGAAUUGCCCAGAACGAGAGAAGAAGCGUAGGGGUUCGUUUCAAGGUGUUGGAAGGACUCUAAGUGCUAACAACGAGAGCAGCGGAAGUAGCUCAACGACGGCGCCUGAUUCCAUCCAAACCGGUUUACCAGCGACUGUACCGGCACCGGCACCGGCACCAUCACCAGCUCUUGUAAUAGACGAAACCGCUCCGACCACAUCGGUCCAGAUUAGACUAGCGGAUGGGACCCGUCUAGUGGCUAAGUUCAAUCACCAUCACACGGUCAGCGACAUCCGCGGUUUCAUCGACUCGUCACGACCUGGAGCUCCGGUUAACUACCAGCUUCAGACAAUGGGGUUCCCACCUAAGCCUUUGACUGAUCUCACUCAGACCAUUGAACAAGCUGGUCUCGCCCACUCUGUCGUACUUCAGAAAUUCUAG
This is a messenger RNA of Thlaspi arvense, 933 nucleotides long. NCBI's taxonomy places the organism in Eukaryota, Viridiplantae, Streptophyta, Magnoliopsida, Brassicales, Brassicaceae. The record is from the annotation of a GenBank genome assembly.